CCCCCGUACGUCGGCCGAUCUCCCACUUUUUUCUUUGUACGGUUCCCCAGCUCUACAGCCCUGCGUUAUAUCAACUCUUCAAGAGCCGCCCCGUUGGUGCCGCCACCUCCUGGUCUCGCCUCCAACAAUCACAUCCGACAGCUCUCUCGCUCUCCGGGAUGAACUUAUGCUUAUAUGGACAUCAGUGAUCUCCUCGUCCGCCACGAGAAGCUUGUCCAUCUCAACGAAGGCAGCGGCAACAAAGAUGGCAGCAGGCCGCGAAAACCGUCCUCGGCUGGGGCCGCUCCCGGCCCGGCCGACAACCAGGUGGACACCGAGAUGCUCGGCAUGCAACAGCAACAGCAGCAGCAGCAACAGCAACAGCAACUACACCAAAAGCCACAGCUGCCGCCGCAGCCACAGUACCGGCCCGAGGCGAUGCAACCGUCGAUCACGGCGUCGCUUGCUCCGGAUUCCCGUCUUACUGCGCGGGCACCGGUUUGUAACCUCGACCUGCUCUCAGAUGCCGCGACGCAUCUUGCCUCGGGCGGCGAGGUCAACGGCAUGCAGCCGACCAUGAUGCACGGGCUCGCCCCUCCACCAGCAGAUAUGGCACCUGUCAAGCCAUACCACGACGCGCUGCCGUAUGGCGAUCGGAUGCGGGCCCAUGACCCCGGAGUUAUCCCCUCCGGCUAUGCCGCCCAAGCGCCGCCCCCAGCGUUUGACGACUAUAACCUCUUCCUCGACGACUACGGAACGUCGUCGCAUUUUCUGCCUUCGUCGCUCGAGGCCGAGCAAGGGUUUGGCAUGUGGCCUCGCCCUCUCGGCGUGGGGUUGUCUAAGCCGCCAUCUGCUUUCCCAUCGAGGUUCUCGUCUCUGGCGCCGGACCUGCGGGAUCCGUCGGGGGAGAACUCAAGGAUGCAUGAUGAAGGCGCACGGGCACCAAUCUGGAGGAUAUCCGCGAUGGAUCACAGUGUCAUCAGGAGCCGGCUCGAUGAGUUCUCGUCGACUCUUCCCCAUGACUUUGUGUUUCCCUCGCGGCACACCCUGAAUAGGUUUCUGGAGGGCUAUGUUAGCGGCUUCCACGAGAAUCUCCCGUUCCUGCAUCUGCCCACCUUGUCGCUUACCGAACUGUCGCCCGAGCUGUUGCUAGCGAUGCUCGCUGUCGGUGCACAGUAUCGGUUUGAAACUAACCGGGGCCAUGCAUUAUGGUACGCGGCCAAAGCCGUAGCGCUCGAGCAGAUACGACGCAGGCACAGUCACGAAGUGCAUGGGCUGCUCCCCACACCAGCAGCCUACAGCCCGCAUUCAACCCGACCGUCUCCGAGUUCCGGCUUUCGCCACUCUUUCCCCUCCAUCCAUCACGAGCGCCCGGUGACCCAGGACACGCACCGGGAACCAUAUUCUCCCAAUACUCCGCAAUCACGGCUCGAGACUAUCCAAGCCCUGCUCCUUCUGUUUGCCGUUGGCCUCUGGGGCGCCAAAGCGAUUCUCCACGAGGCCCUGUCCCUCGGGAGUUUGCUCGCUCUGCUACUGCGGGAGGAGGGCCUGGUAGCGGAAGCGAAUCAACAGACAACUGACUGGGAAACCUGGGUUAGGCUAGAGUCGAGCACACGGACGAAGCUGGUUGCGUACUGCUUCUUCAACCUCUGCAGCAUUGCGUAUAAUACCGCCCCGCUGCUUUUGACGUCGGAGAUCCACCUCUAUCUCCCCAACCCGUCUCGACUCUGGAAGGCCGAAAAUGCCUGGCAGUGGCAGCAAGCGAGGCAGUCUUGUCCGAACAUCGAGAUCACCCUGCAAGAGGCCUUCGCGAGGCUGCUAAACCGGACCUCACAACCCCAGCCCACCACGCUUACAUCCCUCGGAAACUACAUUCUCAUCCACGCCUUGAUUCAGCACAUCUUCUUACUGAAGCAGACAUCCUUCUCCGGCGUGUCGCCCUUUGGGAUACAAAGGAGCUUGAAGAUGGAAGAUGUGGAAGACAUCAACCAAGCGCUUCGUGCAUGGACCAUGAAUUACGAGCAGCACCGCCAACUCCGGGCAAACGAGUUGGCGGCCCAGGGCGCUGGAGAGAGCUACUCAGAAGGGCCGGUGGCGUUCAACUCGACUGCGCUGAUGAAGCUUGCCUACAUCAGACUGCAUACGGAUCUGAGCGCCAGCCGGAGCCUCGAGACUCGCGACCACGUAAUGAUUGCGCGGGCAUUCAGCGACGCACCGCUGCUUGUACGGAGUCAGCGUCUCUGCCGUGCUGUUGUCCAGGCUAUUCACGCCUUGUCUAUGCUUGUCAAGCAGGGUGUGAAUUAUGUGGCGAAGACCAAAUCAUUGGAGUGGAGCAUGCAGCAUUCUUUGUGUAAUCUGGAGUGUGCCGUUCUCCUAUCCAAGUGGCUGCUCACCCUGGCGGCCAUCAGUCCGGCCGAGCCGCCGCCAUCGGCAGAGGAAAGGAACCUCCUGGAGAUGGUCCGCCGCAUGCUGGACGAGACCGAGUUUGCCGUUCCCAUCGACCCGUCGCUGGCGGGCUCGGCUGGCGGCCAUGGCCACGGACACCGCCAGUCGCAGUCGACGGACCUUUCUGCCACUGACAGCACCAAGCUCAGGCAACUCGCGUGCGCCGUUAUCAGGCUGUGGGCGGAGACAUUCAAGGGUGCGCACAUCUUCGAGAUCGUGCGCAUUCUCGCCGCCGGUUUGGACGGCUACGCGGAUAUGAUGGAGAAGCCAAGGGAUCGAACGCCGCUGGGCAGGAUCGGUCCAAAUCAGGGGCUUGGUUGAGCUAGAUUUGUCAGGGGGAGAAGGAAGACUGAAUCCUGCAAUGGCAUUAAAGUCGCUCCGAA
Molecule: messenger RNA, 2807 nt
Organism: Chaetomium strumarium
Lineage: Eukaryota; Fungi; Ascomycota; Sordariomycetes; Sordariales; Chaetomiaceae
Exons: 3
Coding region: 175-2745 (856 amino acids)
Biological process (GO): regulation of transcription by RNA polymerase II; DNA-templated transcription
Cellular component (GO): chromatin
Molecular function (GO): zinc ion binding; DNA-binding transcription factor activity, RNA polymerase II-specific; RNA polymerase II cis-regulatory region sequence-specific DNA binding
Source: RefSeq, a predicted model, not a curated record